Messenger RNA from Pocillopora meandrina, 3246 nucleotides. The record is from the annotation of a GenBank genome assembly. Lineage: Eukaryota; Metazoa; Cnidaria; Anthozoa; Scleractinia; Pocilloporidae.
AUGAGAAUUAACACGCUGGCACACUUCUGGGUAAGGUUUGAACUCUCUAAGUUCUCGCAGAAUUUUAUCAUCUUGAAUGUGUUAAAUGGAAUUGGAACCAAACUCUCUCAACUUUUUUAAAGGAAAAUGUACACUAAAUGGAAGGAGAAUAUUUUAAUAAUCAGAUCCAUAGUCAACAUGUGUUUUUAAAUUUGAUUUCAAGACUGUCACCAGCUCGCUGACAUGGCAUCUCUGCCUUAAAUGCUAUUUUGUAUUAAUCUUUUACAUCCCAACAUCAGUAUGAACAUUCUCCAUACUGUUCUCCAUACAGUAUUGUGCAAAAGUAAUACAAACGGAAUUCGGCGAAUUUCGUUAUUUGUUCUAACGAUCUUUCGUCGAAAGUUCGAGCGAAAAUUCGAUCGAAAGUUCGAGGCCUCUUAAGCGACAUUUCGUUUGAACAAAGGGCGCUUUUUCGUUGAAUUUUCGCCUCAAAGCGAAACUUCGCGGCGGAAAGUGUCUCUUCGAUCAUUAGUGUUCGAAAUUUCGCUUCGAACUGACAAUAGACUUUCGCGAGUAAUCAAGUUUGUUUACCAUUCGUGUAAGCAACACGAAAUAUACAUAUAAACGUAUUUCCAGUCUUUUUCAGUUACUGGGACGGAGACACUUCAUAUUUGAGGCUAAACACAGUAGACAAAAGGUCAAAAUAUCGAAAAGCAUCACGCCCGAUUCUGGGCUCGAUUUGUGUUUGACAACGAAAGUAAAUCGGAAAAAUUGUCCCAAGCGUCACAUCAACUUCAGUUUCCUGACGUUUAAAGAGGUCUAAACCAUCAUAUCCAAUUCAGAGUUCGAUCAGUUUACAACAAUGAAAGUAAAUCGGGAUGAAUAGCAAUUCUGACCAAGAGACAUGUAUUUCAUGGAAAUAAACUCUCAAAUGAUUGCAAUAGUUUUUAAAAUUAACCUAAGUACAACGCUUUUUAACCAGACGGAGCAGAGAAUGUCUUUAGUGUGUUUUCAAACGUUUUCUAUUGGGAAGAAUGUUCCUUGUUUAUUCGUUUUCGAUCCCGUGCGCAAAUAGACAUCACCCAUAUCGCUGAUUGCAGCAUGCUUUCCAGAUAUCACAACACCAUGUUUGUUCGGAAAUAUUUAUUCUUCACAACAAAACACUGAAUACCAAUUGGCGACGACUGAAACAAAAAUUAGUUUAGUCACAUUGCUCUAUUUUUUCGUAAAUUCUGACAUCUUUUUCCAAUACUUGUUUUGCACUGUUCCCACAUCCGUAGAACGUCUUCCAUUCCCCGGCAUUGAUGAGAAAAGGCGGUCAGCACUUCAGCUGAAAAGAAUGCAAAUGAACAGCGAUUAAUCAAUGUUGACAAAUAAACCGGCUAUUCAUCCUGGCUUCCUAACCACCAACAUAAAUAAAUAACUGCAAUCCGCUAAAGGUUAUUUAGAAGUUCCUUUCAAACAGAAUAAAGUCAGCCCCAAAUUAUACAUUACGAUUUUAAGAAAACAAAUUCCAUAUCUGCUCAGUUUUUAACAAUAAAUAUUCAUCUACUCACUUUUAAUUGCAUCAAGUUUGUCUCGGUCAAGGGGAGCAAAUUCCUUGGUACCCUGAACAGUUGACUUCGUAAGGGUGUCUUUUGUAAAGAGGUGGUCAACUAGACGAAGGCUCGUGACGGUGGGUUUGGAGGCAGCCUUCGCAAAAUUGUAGUCAGAUUUUGUCAGCCGCACAUUAGCAUUUCCUCCAACUGCAACUGUACCAGUUCCUUAAAAAAAACAUAUAAAACAGGUAAGUUUCACUCUCAAAAUAGUUUUAUCCAUUAAAACUAAUUUAGUGCUCAGCAAGAGUGUGAAGGAUCAGGCAAGUUCACGGAUUUCUAUUGGGUAUUUUUCCUUCACACAAGUAAAAUAAACGAUAUUAUUUACCAUCUUCCAUAGGACUGCACAUUGAAGAGGACUGAUCUGGACAACGAACUUCCACGUCCUGCGGCCUAGGCGUGACAGGGGGCGGUGGAAAUUCAGCGGAAGAAUCGGUCGGCAAUGGCGUCGUAAAAUGUGAGUUAACUGGUGUGAAGGACGGACACAGGGGAGUUUGCAGCAAAGAAGUUGAAGAUGUCAGCAAGGUUAGGAUGCGAUCCAUCUUGGCCUCCUGCCUGGCAAAGGAGCACUCAAGCCUGCCCAAGACAGUCCUGAUAAACUGAAGUUCUUCAGUCGCCAUCAUUUGAGUGCCGUAGUCAUUCUGGUUCGUCCACUAUAUAAAAAAUAUUACGCAUGUCAAAUCCAAAAGUGUAAAGUUAAGUUUGAAACCCUGAUUUGUUUCAAAGCCGUUUUUUAUUCCAAUGGACGAAAUGGCCUAAAUGCUUAAAGUGACAUGCUUUGAAGUUUAGGUUAAGUGAAGAUGAAAAAUUUUUUAGGUUAUGACUUACAUUGUUGUAUUGUCAAUAGUCCUGAUGGCUUUGGAUACUAGGUCUGAGGUAAUUCCAAGGUCUUCUUGCAAAAAACUAUCAGAUUCAGCCUCCACCACUGUUAUAUGGAGGACAAAGGAUAUCCAUCUUCUUCACCAUCAGAUGAAUCCGACGAAGAGAUCACAACUGAUGAAGGUGAUGCUGUAUCUAAAUACUGUACAUCUCUUGAGAUGCUACCAAGAAGAUUUUGUGGAACAAUCAAGAGUUUUGUCCUUCAAUUUUGAAACAUUAAUGUGUGAUUCAGGGGUGAUGUUGUAAGGAGAAAUUAGAUGUUUGUCACUCUCAGGGCUCCAAGAAACUAUUGUAAAUUCAUACUUAUUUUUAUCACUGUACACUGUGAGGGCAUUCCUUCCAGAUAUGGUGGAGAAGAACAAGGGCCACGUUGUCAACAUAACCUCCAUAGCAGGCAGCUUUGCUACAGCCAACUUGACUGACUACUGUGCGUCAAAAUUUGGUGCCACAGGUUUCAGUCAAUCAUUAACCUUGCAACUGUGUGAAAUGGGAAAAACUGGCAUUAAAGUGACUUGUGUUCAACCCUACACAGUAAACACUGGACUAGUGUGGUAUCCAAAGGCUCGGUAAGCCAGUCAACCGGUCUCUACAGGCAUUCCUUAGUUUUUCAGAGACUGGAAAGUUUCCUGGCUCAAAUGCUUUUGGAAAAAUUUAUAUGGCCUGAGCCAUUUGUUUCUCAGUCUGCUCUCACUGGUAAUUAUUUGUUUGUUUGUUCUGUAGAUUUCCAUCACUAUACCCAGUCCUGGAUCGAGCCAGACUAUGUGGCCAAGGAGGUUGUGGCAGCCACUCUUAG